CAAAAAAUACUAUCGCAAACAUUGAAGUUCUCGGACAGGCCAUGAGCUGUAGCCAAGAACAGUUAAAAGUUCUAAUACACGAGGCACUUCAAUCUGUGAGGAUCCCGUUCCUAGCGAUGAAGAAGACUAUCGGACAAAUUCUCGGGGAAGUGGAGAAAGCGUUCGGAAAGGUUCAGCAAGUUCUGUUGCAAAUUUUAAGACUAGUCAAAAUAAUAUUGCAAAGCAUGAAAGCAGGAUACAACUGGCUUACAAAUAUUGUCUCGGUGUGCAACGAAAAGAUCGGUACCCCAUUCCACAGAUGCUACCAAGCGCUGGAAGCAGCAGUCGAUGACUGCAAACGAAGCCUCAAUCUGAUGGAAUUUCUUUGCGAAAUAACUCAUGUAGCUAAGCCAGUUUGCUACAGCGUUAAGUUCAUCGAUUACAUUUGCGAACUAAUCGAUUUCGUCAGUGAUGAAGUAAUCGAUGCGAUCGAAAGCAAACUGCAAGAUUUCAUGCAUAAUUUGGAGGUAAUGUUCAGAGUGAAAGUCGAUUUCGAUCAUGCAUUUAUGUUCACGACAAAUUCUUCCAAAACAUUUGGGCAAAUAAAGGAAGAAAUCACACAGGAAAUCAACGCACGGAGCCGAACUUUGCUCAGUUUGUUCAACUUUGCAGGGAUGGUGUCCAGCUUCUGCUUCCUUUGUGUCAUUUUAAGAUCCAUAAGAUAUAAAAUGAAAUACCUUACCAGGGAUGAGUUCGAUAACAGUUAUAUCAGCAAAGAUUUCAAAGCAAUCGAUGAUCGGCGGCGUGAGAUGGGUCUGGAUACGAUUCUGCCCUUGACUAAAAAAGAGAGAUGUCGCUACAUUAAGCUAACAUCAUUUACGCUAAUACGAAAAGAGAAGCUUCGAAUCGCUCGCAAUGCAAUUUUCUUGUUUAUGUCAUCCGUCCAAAUCCUUGUUUUAAUUCUUGGCGACUACAGCCUAUUUUGGCUGCUAGCAAUAAUUCAUAAUGCUACCUUAAGAGAAGCCGGCAUCGAGAGGCCCGCAAUGGUUGCACUGAAAGUGAGUGGCUCGGGAGUAGUGGCUGAUAUGUAUCGAGGAAUUGUCGGGGCAUUCGAGCCGAUGGUAGCAAAUGUGAACGAUAUUGACCUGGUUCAGUGUAUUCCAGAUCCUCGUGAACCGAACUUUACCCAAUAUCUUCAGAUUUGCUUACUUCUCCUAUUCUGCUGGCUGUGCAUUGUGAUGGAACCGUAUGGGCUGAGAGUACGACAACUAAUUAUGAAAGGAUUCUUUCCUGAAAGGGCUUUUGAUAGAGCAACAUGGUUAUAUAACGACAUUUUGUUGAAGCGAGAAACAUUCAUCAAAAUAGCUAGAAGACAACUCACAGAGGGAACACAUGAUCAUAAACCGGAAGCAGGAAGAGGUUGGAUAGACGUGAUGAGAGCCAAAACUAACCGCUUCUGGAUUUGCAGGAAAAUUAUGGGUAAAGGCCAAAGAAGAAGAUGUGUUCUCUGUAGUUCAACAUUGAAGGACGACGAAUCCAUUUCAUGCUUGCGACCGGGAUGUGCCGGUGUAUACUGCUACGAUUGUUAUCUGGAACUUCAGUAUUUUUGCUCGAUCUGCUCAGAGCCGAUAAGUACAAGUGAUCUGAGUGAUAACUCAAUGGAAAGGUGA
Messenger RNA from Toxorhynchites rutilus septentrionalis, 1649 nucleotides. Its product is annotated as DC-STAMP domain-containing protein 2. The coding region runs from base 42 to 1649 and encodes 535 amino acids. The transcript is spliced from 4 exons. Gene Ontology annotation, cellular component: membrane. The record is from RefSeq and is a predicted model, not a curated record. NCBI's taxonomy places the organism in Eukaryota, Metazoa, Arthropoda, Insecta, Diptera, Culicidae.